GGGAGGGGAGUUUAAACUAAGUGCUAUGUUUUGGGACAGGCUAAUCUGCUAGCGAGCAGUGUGAGGAUCGGAGCGUAUUGUGUGAGCCAGUGUGCGGGGGAAAGAUAAGGGAGGCAUCCAGCCGCCAGCCCGACCCACCGACCGACCCACCGACCGCCUCAUGCCUGUUUUAAUGUGCUGACUCUGAGGAGAUUUAGAGAGAGAGAGAAAGAGAGAGAGAAAACAACAGCGUAUUGACUCCUUAGACGUGUGCGGAGGAGACCCUGGGCUCAAACGCCGCCACCGCCGCCACUACAGCAGCCAGAGCACAGCACACUGAGGGGCAUCCAUCAGCAACACAAGGGGGCAAGAAGACACAAAAAUAGACGGACUGAAAAAACACACAAAUCAGAAAAUUUAAAGAGGAUUUCUACUCCCCUCUUUUUUUCAAUUGAUUUCAUUUUUUUCUUUCUUCUUUCUUUUUUGUGUUUGCUGCUGCCGGGACUGACUCCCAAACCCUAGUGAGAAAAGAAACCGGGAAAGCCAAAAAGACACAAGAACUGAAGAGAAUCUAAAUAUAUAAAUAUCUCUAUAUAUAAAGGACAGAACGAACAAAUCAUCGAAUCUGAAUAUGUUUGAAAUAAGCCGAACACUCAACGCCGCUUUGUUGAGCAAUGAGCAUCUCAAGAUGAUGACAAGGUAUGGGCAGCUCUCGGGACUAGCGGCCAGCGCUGGCGUAGGCUCCGUCCCCGAGACGCACUCGCCGCUAUUUCCCAGGGAUCUGUUGUCAGCGCCAGCCCAGAUGGGCUACAGGUCACGCCUGGGGUCGACAGAGACACAGUGGCGUCAGGCAGAGCUCCCACAGCUCCAGGGCUGGGCAGAGAAGGGAUUGCUGACACAGCCAAAGAUGAUCAUCAGUAACAUGGAGGCUCCGGUGACAAACGGCCCCAGUGGGGGGGGCAACACGGCCAACGGACCCACCACCAACAGCCGUGGAUGCCCCUCGCCCAUGCAGACCGGCCCGACAAAUGACGACAGCAAGACCAACCUCAUCGUCAACUACCUGCCCCAGAACAUGACCCAGGAGGAGUUUCGCAGCCUGUUUGGUAGCAUCGGCGAGAUAGAGUCCUGCAAGCUGGUUCGAGACAAGAUAACAGGACAGAGUCUUGGCUAUGGGUUUGUCAACUACAUUGAUCCAAAGGAUGCAGAGAAAGCCAUCAACACGUUAAAUGGACUCAGACUUCAAACCAAAACGAUCAAGGUGUCAUAUGCGCGACCCAGCUCAGCUUCGAUCCGUGACGCUAACCUGUACGUGAGCGGCCUCCCCAAGACCAUGACCCAGAAGGAGCUGGAGCAGCUUUUCUCCCAAUACGGUCGCAUCAUCACCUCCCGCAUCCUGGUGGACCAGGUCACAGGCCCCUCAGGUGGCUCCCGAGGCGUGGGCUUCAUUCGCUUUGAUAAGAGGAUAGAGGCUGAGGAGGCCAUCAAGGGCCUGAAUGGGCAGAAACCGUCCGGCGCCGCUGAGCCCAUCACCGUGAAGUUCGCCAAUAACCCCAGUCAGAAGACCAGCCAAGCCCUUCUGUCCCAGCUGUACCAGUCCCCCAACCGCCGAUACCCCGGCCCCCUCCACCACCAGGCGCAGAGGUUCAGGCUGGACAAUUUGCUUAAUAUGGCCUAUGGCGUAAAGAGGUUUUCCCCCAUCACCAUUGACAGCAUGACCAGCCUGGUGGGCAUGAACAUCCCCGGGCACACGGGCACCGGGUGGUGCAUCUUUGUGUACAACCUGUCCCCGGACUCGGACGAGAGCGUGCUCUGGCAGCUGUUCGGGCCGUUUGGUGCCGUCAACAACGUCAAGGUGAUCCGUGACUUCAACACCAACAAGUGCAAAGGCUUCGGCUUCGUCACCAUGACGAAUUACGACGAGGCGGCCAUGGCCAUCGCCAGUCUCAACGGCUACAGGUUGGGCGACCGCGUCUUGCAAGUCUCCUUCAAGACUAACAAGACACACAAGUCCUGAACUUUAACAGGUACAAGCAGUUGCCCUGCAACUGUGUCCUCUCCAAAAUUGCCCCCAACCCACCCCCCACCUCCACCCAUCCCUUAGCCCCUUCAGUCACUACCACUACCACCCUAUUACAGCCAUCCAACACAACAAACUCAAACUCUAACCGGAACACAAAGCAACCGACAAACCAUCAACAAAUUGAACUAGAAAUGGCUUAUAUUAUAACUUUGGACCUAUAAGCCAAUGUUGCCUAAGUAUUACAAAAAUGAAAUGAUGAAAAUGUUCAUGAGUUUUUUGAAGCUCCUGUGAUAAUGCAGGCUUCUCUUUGUUGUAUAUUCUGUUUGUUGUGGUUGUUCUUAAUGAUUUUUCUCUUCUGUGUAAACAGUAGCAAAUCCCCGUAUCCCCUUAUUUCAGAGAAGAGAAUGUCCUUUUUAGAUUGAAACCUUUUCUCUGUCUUGAUUCAGGAUUUAUUUUUUCUUUUGUAAAUCCGGAUCCACUGUCGUUAGUAUUAUAUACCUCCCUGUCAGUAAAUGGGAGGGGGCUCUUUUUUAAAUUAGUGAACCAUCAUUCAUUUUUAUUGUGUAUUAAAACUUCCCCUUAUCGAUUACACACGGGACUGUCCAGUCCGCGGAAACUCUGAUGUAGAAAAAAAUGAAUUUCUAACAUUGUUUUUGUUUUGUAUCGCAAACAAAACAUAAUGUCUUUCCUCACUGGGUUCAGGGGAGAUGGGGCGAGGGAGGGGAUGGGUUAGCUUUCCUGAUGACACGUUCAGUAAUUUAAGAAAAAAAAAAAAAAUAACACUGUUGCCAAAGAGACGAUCUCUUUGCUUGAAAAAAAUGCAUUUAGAAAAAGAUAAAAAUAAAGAGAAAGAAGAUCUAUUUUUAUAAAUGAUAAUUAAAAUAAUAAUUAUUGAAGAAUUUUUACAAGAAUCUGGAUUUGAAAAAAGAGAAAAAUAUUUUGACUGGCUAACUAGGGGGGGCUGGGGCGGGAGGGGGGGCACCACCUUGUCUUGUCGUUCUGCUGUGGUACUUUAUAGGAUCAGAGGUUGUUUGUUUUUUGGGGAAUCCAAGUUGGCAGUGAUUUUGUAGAAGGAUGGUUUUGUGAAAAGGGAUGCAAACUUGAGGCAGGUGAUUUUGGUAAUUUUUCACAUAUGUACUAGUGCGUAAUUAUUCAACAGCGAUACCCAAAAGGGAAGGGAGAGGGGUCUUUCUGAGGCCUAACCAUCCUUAUAGUCCAGAGCCCAAAGCAAGAAGACCCUUUGUUCACUUGUUUUCCUGUUUUUUGUCAUCAGUCAAUAUGGGAUAUCAGUAAAUAGAUAUAUACACAUCUAUCCAUUUAGAGAGCAUAUUAUACAUUAUCUAUAUCAUUUUCUUCGCUCUGCGUUUGUGAACUUACAUUCAAAAAGAACUUCCUUUUAGCGAUCAACAGUAGGUGCUAUACUACAUUAUUCACAUAUCUUAAAUAUCCAAGUUUGUUGUUCUAUGUGUUGUUUAAAGAAAAAAAAAAUACUUCGAUGUUGGCAUUGAAUUGAGCUGCUGUUCUUUGUUUAAUAUUUGUUUAUUGUUGGCCCGAAAAAUCUGGUGAGACCAUUUGUUUGCUGAAGAACCAGAUCAGUGACGUUUGGGCCUUGUAAGAAUCACUGAACUUUUUUUUUUAUUUGUUAUUUUUCUGUUUGGCUUGCUGACUUUUAGGUUACUUGCUGAGCGUGAAACGUUUGUCAAAGUUAAUGAUGAUUAGCUAGUUCUGUUAGUCUAGAUAUUUGUUUCCUUAAAAAGGAUCUAUGACAACUGUGUCUUUAUUUGCUGUGUACAAAUAGAUGAUAUAUAUAAAUAUAUAUAGUCUACAUUUGUUUUACAAUAUCUACUGUACUAUCUAAGUUGUCACUGUUCUUUUGUUUGAGCUUGUCUUUUUCAUAUGACAACUUAUUAUGAAGUGGUGGUUCAGUUACUUAGAAAAACUUGUGAGGAAACUGUUCAAUUGUUGUCAUGUUGCUUGUGGAGAAAAAAAAAAGAUUUGGAUCAACUUUUCAGUUAACUACCGCGGCAAAAGAAACCGAACAAAAAGCUUAGAGUAUAACUGUAUUUGUUAACCAGUUGAUUUACUUAUCUAUUUUUGAACUAUUUAUUUUUCUAUUUAUUUCUAUUUAUUAUAUAUUUAUUAAUUGAUUAAUUUAUCUGUGUAUUUAUGUAUUUAUUUGUUUCAUUGUCUGUGUAUUUGCGUGAUUCUGGUACAGGGAGGGGGGCGUUUCUGAGCAAAAGGGAACAAAGCGACUAGUGGAGCGGCUCUUCCAGUAGUCCACUGCACUGAGAGAACUUUUAGUACGUUUGUGCUUUGUACCAAUAUAUCAAAAUUACAAUAUAAAAAAAACCUAAAAGUCAAGAAAACUGAAAAAAAUGUCUGGAGGGUUGGGGGACGCUCUUCCCUUAUUACUAGAAACAGUUACUCGCUAUGCAUAACCUAGUUAAUAGUUAAAUUUGCUAUUGCUUUUUUCUUGUCUUGUUAAAAUGAAAUCUUUAGAUCUUUUUCAAUAAAGUUUAGUCUUAAUAGAAUGUUAUAAACAGUCGUUCUGGUUCAAUAUAACCUGUGAUAAGUUUGUGUAGUUCUAAAAAGCCACUUCGUCCACACCCUCCCUCCACUUACUACCGCUUUGUGAUGAAACCUUAUGCAAAAAUGUGGGUCUGAAAGCAUAGUUUUCAGUUUUCAGUGAACAUUUUAUAUAUAUAUACAUCUAUAUAUAUAUCUAUAUAUAUAAAACAUUAAGCUCUUGGAGGCUUGGGCAGAUCAAUUUUAAAAAGGAGCAAAAUGCCCAUUUGUUGUUUGAGGGUCAUUCAUUGCACUGGACUAAAUCGGUCGAAAUCACUUAAGAGUCAAAGCAUAUUUUUAAACAAAAUAUUCAUCAUGUUUUCAAAUUACAUACCAACAAAUCUUUAGAAAAAUGAGAAAUUGUUACCAUUGCACACCAACUGUUCUUUCCAGCAGUUGUUGCUAUACUUAAGAAGUACUCUGGAGGUAUGAAAAGGGAUUGUACCGAUUCUAUAUUUUAUAUACUCUAAUAUGAUAUAUAUUAUAUAUUUUGAAAGGUAUAGGUAAGGGAAUGGUUCAAGAAGUUACUCUUAACGGAAUUGGAUUUUUUUGCGUUUGUUGUUGAGACUUGAAAACAUGAGGGAGGUGUGUGGAGAGCAUCGUAAACACUCAUUAGUCCAUUCUCUGUCAGUCUCUCUCACACCUCAGUCAUCCGACAGGCUGGGUCAUCGCACGCCGCCGCCAUUUCCAUUAUUAUCCAGUCAACUCCAUCACAGCCAACAAACCCACUCACUCACCCACUCAGCCACCAACCAGACCCCUUCAUGCUCCCGCUGCCGUCGAGGAGCUUGAAUUAUGCAACGACCCCAGUAGAAUGUUGUUCUGAUGUGUGAACUUAUUUCCUACACUGUAUGACUUUUGGACUCUUUCGAUGCGUGCCUGUGUUCGCCUAGACCCUGUGUGUGUCUGUGUGUGAGUGUGUGUGUGUGUGUGUGUGGGCGUGUGUAAGCAUGUUGUUUUUUUCUGUAACAGUGUGUGUGUUGUGUGUGUCCUCAUCCGUCGGUUGCUGUGGAGUGCGUCCAUAUGUGUGCGGUGUAAACAUCUGUUGUGUAUUCGUGGUCAAGUGCGUGUGAUUGAUUUGGGUCAGUUCAGUGCACACAUAUACAGGACAGACGUAUAUGUGUGUGUGUGUGUGUGUGUGUGUGCCUGCGUGUACAUGUGUGAGUGCAUGUGUGUGUGCAUGUCAGGGUGUUUGAAACAUGGGGCUGCGUCACCUCGCUCUAUGCCCGACCCCUAUGGCUCACACCAUCCCCUGUAGCGCCUUAUAGUGGCAGCCUGCCAGUAGAACAACGCAGCCAGUAGUGGAGGAGGGAAGGUGAACAGAGGAACUAGGCUCUUCUUGUCAGUUUUCAUUUUCCUCCUGAGAUGUGUUUGUUUACUAUCUGAAAAAUCUAUAAACGAAAUCGUUAAAGACAAAAAAGAUGAAAAAAUGUUCACGGGGCCCCAUGACCGCGGCUCUCUCUACUCUCUCCUGCUUAUGUUAUUACUUAACAAUUAUCAAUGAUGAUUAUUAUGAUUAUUAUUGCUAUUAUUCUUAGUAUUCUUAUUCUUAUUAUUAAUCCAAUUACUGCGAUGAAUGACUUCAUGUUAUCCUUGCUAGUUUAGGUCAUUUCUGAAACUGGAAACAAAAUAAAAAUCUUGCUGUAAAUGUUUGUUUUUUCUUUUUCAUAAAACUGUUGUGUUUGAAUUAUUUGUACUUUUGAAUGUUGGGACAAUAAAAUGAGGUGUUAAGAG
Molecule: messenger RNA, 6301 nt
Organism: Sphaeramia orbicularis (orbiculate cardinalfish)
Lineage: Eukaryota; Metazoa; Chordata; Actinopteri; Kurtiformes; Apogonidae
Gene: elavl4
Product: ELAV like neuron-specific RNA binding protein 4
Exons: 9
Coding region: 611-1996 (461 amino acids)
Cellular component (GO): ribonucleoprotein complex
Molecular function (GO): RNA binding
Source: RefSeq, a predicted model, not a curated record